UGUAUUUUUGACUUUCAUGUGACAAAAUAAAAUGUUAAUGGACAAUAAAGCACUUAACAGUUGCUUUAAUUUACAGCAGUGUGUGAUUUGACAUAAAACAAGUGAAUCCAGUCUCACCUUGUAAAGAGAAAAUGGGAAACUGUUUUAGUAGACCCGGAGAAAAGGAUUCUAAAACAAAAAAUGAAAGGGUUAAUCCUCAUGAAGAAGACCCUAGACAGUUUCAAACUCCUGUUCCUACACCACCCCCAGAUCCAAUAAGAUCUACUGUAAAUCAAGGCCCAGAUACCAGUGAGGUCCCUCCCACCCGAAUAUUUGUUGCCCUGUAUGACUACGAUGCAAGGACCGAUGAGGACCUUAGUUUUAGGAAAGGAGAACAUUUGGAGAUACUCAAUGAUACACAGGGUGACUGGUGGUUAGCAAGAAGUAAGAAGACAAAACAAGAAGGCUACAUUCCAUCGAAUUAUGUCGCUCGCUUGCAAUCUAUAGAGGCCGAACCAUGGUAUUUCCGUAAAAUCAAACGGAUCGAGGCCGAGAAGAAGCUACUCCUUCCUGAGAAUGAGCACGGUGCUUUUCUUAUAAGAGAUUCUGAAAGUCGACACAAUGACUUUUCACUAUCAGUUCGAGAUGGUGAUACGGUCAAGCAUUACCGUAUACGUCAGCUGGAUGAAGGUGGUUUCUUCAUCGCCCGCCGUACGACGUUCAGGACCCUGCAGGAGCUCGUGGAACACUACAGCAAGGACGCUGAUGGCCUAUGCGUUUCCCUCAACAAGCCAUGUGUACAGGUAGAGAAACCGGUGACAGAAGGACUUUCUCAUAGAACGCGAGAUCAAUGGGAGAUAGAUCGCUCCUCCCUGAAGUUUGUAAGGAAACUUGGACACGGUCAAUUCGGUGAGGUAUGGGAGGGGUUGUGGAACAACACCACGCCCGUAGCCAUAAAGACGCUCAAAUCGGGCACCAUGGAUCCCAAAGAUUUCUUGGCAGAGGCUCAAAUAAUGAAGAAGCUGCGGCACACCAAACUCAUACAACUGUAUGCGGUCUGCACUUUAGAGGAACCUAUUUACAUUAUCACUGAACUGAUGAAGAACGGCUCUCUUCUGGAGUACUUGCAAGGCAAAGGUAGAGGUCUGAAGCUCCAACAGCUUAUAGACAUGGCAGCUCAGAUAGCUGCCGGCAUGGCGUAUCUCGAGUCCCAGAACUACAUCCACAGAGACUUAGCGGCAAGGAACGUACUGGUCGCUGAACCAAAUGUAGUCAAAAUCGCUGACUUUGGACUAGCAAGACUUAUCAAGGAGGACGAAUAUGAAGCUCGGGUUGGAGCUAGGUUCCCAAUUAAAUGGACAGCGCCGGAAGCGGCCAACUACAGCAAAUUCUCCAUCAAAUCUGAUGUAUGGUCCUUUGGUAUUCUUCUCACCGAGCUCGUCACCUACGGAAUACCAUAUCCAGGUAUGUCAAACGCGGAGGUCCUCCACCAAGUGGAGCACGGGUACCGCAUGCCCUGCCCGCCGUCCUGCCCGGCGCCACUCUACGACAUCAUGCUGGAGUGCUGGCACAAGGACGCCCUCAAGAGACCGACCUUCGAGACGCUGCAGUGGAAGCUGGAGGACUUUUUCACCAUGGAGAACUCGGAGUACAAGGAGGCCUCCGCCUACUGAGCCCGCCCUCCCUGCCGACACACCGACGCGCGCACGAA
This is a messenger RNA of Danaus plexippus (monarch butterfly), 1690 nucleotides long. RefSeq names its product tyrosine-protein kinase Src42A-like. Gene Ontology annotation, cellular component: extrinsic component of cytoplasmic side of plasma membrane. Gene Ontology annotation, biological process: protein phosphorylation; cell differentiation; cell surface receptor protein tyrosine kinase signaling pathway. Lineage: Eukaryota; Metazoa; Arthropoda; Insecta; Lepidoptera; Nymphalidae. Gene Ontology annotation, molecular function: signaling receptor binding; non-membrane spanning protein tyrosine kinase activity; ATP binding. The record is from RefSeq and is a predicted model, not a curated record.